AUGGUCGCUGCACUGGACGCUGAAGAGAUCCUUCGUCUCGAAAUGCAAUGCCUCGACCUACUCUUCGAAAACAAGGUGGAAGACGCUCUCGACGUUUUUACCGCGGGGGGAGAGGGGGAUUCGCCCUUUCUCCUCAAGGCGCGUGGCAUAAGUGCACUCCUGAAUGCUGCACUGGGCAUGGAGCCCGCACUCGUGGAGGAUGCUGCGAAGUACUUGGCCCUCGCCGAAAAAAGUGCCAGGAAACACAUGAAACAUGCUAAAUCGACCACCUCGAGUCAUCGUUUCCAACCGGGCAUCGAAUGGGAGGUCAUCCGCACCGACGCACUCGUUUUCCUUGGGCUGACUCGCGCACUCUCCGAAUCACCCAAGGGAUACAUCCUGUGUUUGUAUGAACUUAAUAAGUUGUUCAAAACGGUAUACCCCAACGGACUAGAUGCAUAUGUGACGGCACGCCAAUCCACACUUGCAGCAUCUCACAACCUUUCAGAGACAAAUUUACAACAUGCUACGACAACACUCUCUAUUCCCGUUCGACCGUCCGGAUUCCUUGCUCGGUGUACGGGGCUGGGUAACCUGACUAAGCCCAAGCCUGUUCCCCGCACCAUCAUCAACCCUGUCAGUGGGUCUGUCGAAGAGCUCAUAUUGUCAUCAGCAGCGCUUGGGUAUGGACUCUGCAAUCUAGUCUUGUAUUCGUUGCCUGCAACAUUGAGGAACCUGGUCGGAUUUCUUGGGUAUAGCCACGACAGACAAUUGGCACUUAAAGCGCUUGAAGUGUCUGCUGCAGGCACAGACCUGCAUGCUGUCAUUGCAGGGUUGGUGUUGAUAGCAUACUAUGGUGGCUUGUUACUCGCAUCCGGAUAUCAAGCGGAUGAGAAGCACAUCAUAGAUCAAUACACAGGUAUCGUAGGGAGGGUAUUGCAGCAACAUCCUAGAUGGUCUCUUUGGAUACUCAAUAAAGCCAAGAUCCAACGCAUGACAGGUGAUCCCAAGGGGGCUAUCAUUACACUUCAAGAGGGAUUGCAACUUAAAUCAUUGCCGCAAGUUGAUGCAUGGUUGGCAUUGGAGCUAGCAUGGACACUAUUUCAAUGUAGACAAUAUGAAGCGAGUGCGCAAGCGUUUACGGAGGUCGCAAAGAUGAAGAAUUGGAGUCAUGCGACGUAUCACUUCCUCGCUGCUGGGUGCUACGUGUGCAUUGGACAAUUAGACAAGGCUCAGAAAAUGUUUAAUGCACUCCCGGAAGCCAUAGAUAAACGAAGAAGGAACAUGCCUAUAGAAGUGUUUAUCAAGAAGAAGCUUGAGUUCUACAAGGCGAAACAUGCUCGUCGGGGUGGAGAUCCCGAGCGAUUCGUGGAGUCUAUGAAGAUUAGCCCUGCAGAAGAAUUUGCUAUCGUGUGGAAUGCACAUGCACAUGCCGAUGAGGAAUCGGCUUUGGCGCAUAUCGCAGAGUUGACUGCACUCACACCGCCUAUGGACAUACAGACCGAGUAUCUGACGCCUUCGUCGAGUGUACAGCAGCCUGGGACGCUUCCUGACCUGGACAUGCCAGAUGAGUUCGCAGUGCGUUCAUUUAUUUUGGGAAUCUUGCACCGGACGUUGGGUGACUACGCUGGUGCGCGAAAGUUGCUUCAUGAUGCCCUGAAACACCAUCAGAAUGGGGAUGUGAACAGUUGGCUUGGUGGGGUGACUCAUUUCGAGCUGGCUGUGCUGGAUAUGAAGGAAGGUGAACAGAGAUCUGCCGCAAUGAGUGAGGGGAAUCCUGUGGGAGGUGAAGCGGUACUGGAAGUUUGGAAUCACGCGAUCAAGAGUGCCAAGGGCACCCUUGCACGCGCCCGUGCGCUGUGUACGCGAGAGACGGAUUUAUCGUCGCGGUUGGGUGGUCGGAUCAUGAAGUUACGCGAGGAGAUUGAUAUGAAGGUGAGGCAGCUUCGCGAUUGA
Messenger RNA from Pisolithus orientalis, 1935 nucleotides. Its product is annotated as outer membrane protein Iml2/Tetratricopeptide repeat protein 39. Gene Ontology annotation, cellular component: nucleus; mitochondrial outer membrane; cytosol. Gene Ontology annotation, molecular function: protein binding. Lineage: Eukaryota; Fungi; Basidiomycota; Agaricomycetes; Boletales; Pisolithaceae. Bases 1 to 1935 code for a protein of 644 amino acids. The transcript is spliced from 16 exons. The record is from RefSeq and is a predicted model, not a curated record.